Molecule: messenger RNA, 1678 nt
Organism: Rhodofomes roseus
Lineage: Eukaryota; Fungi; Basidiomycota; Agaricomycetes; Polyporales; Fomitopsidaceae
Product: glycoside hydrolase superfamily
Exons: 4
Coding region: 230-1252 (340 amino acids)
Biological process (GO): carbohydrate metabolic process
Molecular function (GO): hydrolase activity, hydrolyzing O-glycosyl compounds
Source: RefSeq, a predicted model, not a curated record
AUCAUUUUCAGAACAAAGCCAAACGCCCCGCGCUCGGUCCUAUAUAAGCCGCAGCCAUGCCCGCCUUCGUUCCCCAGACCUGCUCUCAUCGCAGUCUAGCCGUUCUUUGGCCUCCGCCUUUCUUUCUUCCUCACUGUCCCUUCCCUCUGAGGCUUCCCGAAGUUCAAGUCCUUCAUUUUCCAGACAACCAACUUCUGCUUCAGCACAUCCAGCCUAUUUAGCCACCAAGAUGCUCUUCUCGUUCGCCCACGUCUUCACCGCGCUUGUCGCACUCACUCACGUCGGACUGGGCCUCGCCGCGCCCGUCCCGGUAUGCUCGCUCGGCAACCGCACCGGCGGGAACAACUCGACCUCUUCCUCCGGGAACGCCACCGGCUCUAACGGCACGACGACUUCAUCUUCUGGCCCUCACUGGGUUGUGUACAGUGACUCUUGGGUUUCUGGCGAGAAUGGCCCGCCCGCCGCUUCUGACAUUGAGGGCUACAACGUCUUCAUUAUGUCCUUCCUCCUUGCUUCGGGCUCCGUUGACCAGGCACAAGAAUGGGAAACUCUCGACGCAACCACCCGCUCGACCAUCAAGGCCGCAUACAAGGCGGCGGGCGUAAGCCUGCUCGUCUCCGCUUUCGGUUCCACCGAGACUCCGACCAGCUCCGGCACUGACCCUACCACCGCCGCCAACACGAUGGCUGCAUGGGUCAAGCAGUACGACGUGGACGGCAUCGAUGUCGACUACGAGGACUUUGACGCAUUCAACGACGGCAGCGCCAUCGCCUGGUUGGAGACCUUCACCAGCGCGCUCCGUGCCCAGCUCCCCGCCGGUCAGUACAUCAUCACGCACGCGCCGGUCGCGCCUUGGUUCUCGGGCACGUCCGUGUACCCGAGCGGGAGCUACCUCGACAUCGACCAGAAGGUCGGCUCCUCGAUCGACUGGUACAACGUCCAGUUCUACAACCAGGGCGCGUCGGAGUACACCGACUGCAACGGCCUCCUCACGUCUUCUGGCGGCACCUUCCCCGGCACGUCGGUCUUCGAGAUCGCCGCGGCGGGCAUUGACCUGAACAAGAUCGUCAUCGGCAAGCCUGCUUCGGCUGCCGAUGCGAGCAACGGUUACAUGGACACCGCGACGCUCGCGUCCUGCGUAUCGCAGGCUCAGGGCAAGGGAUGGAAUGCGGGCGUCAUGACCUGGGAGUACCCUACGGGUGACUCCGCAUGGAUCUCCGCCGUCCGCGCGACCGCCUUCCCCGUAAACUGAGCCCGGUGCCGCCCUCACGACCACCACACGCAUUCUCGGUGCACGCGCCAGCUCGCGCGCACUCCCCCUCGCCGCCCGAGCGCGGCGGGCGGGUCUUUUCAAUUCUGGGUUUUGGGUUUGCGUCGCAUUAAUCGCUGUCUUUAUCUGCAUACACUCUCUCCGUCUCUUACGCUCUCUCACGACCGCUCUGGCACGCGUCACUCUCUGUCUCUAUAGCUGACCGACUGUAUCCGUAAUAUUAGCACGAUCCCAGGGAUUGUUGCUCUGGCGCCGCGCUCCGAGCGAGCCGGCGCGGGGUGCAUCUCGAUGACCACCCCUCUUCCCCCUGUCGCUGUAUUUGAUAUACUGCUAUGUGUCUGUGUGCGUGUAUUGUAUACAUUGCAUGCUGCUAUACGUGUUGAACAUGAUCUGUUAUCCCAAUCCUCG